CCCGCAUAUCUAUCCGCAUAUAAAGACGGUUCUCUGGAACGAUGUAUGAAUUGUACUGUGGAAAAUGGAAAUCUCGUAGAGUAUAUAUAUAUAUAUAUAUACGGAACAUUGAGAAAUUUUGAGAAUGCAUGAGAAGAGAUUUUAGAUGCAUGGUUAAAGCGACUGGAUGAUCGAGGGAGAGAGAUAAUGAGUAAAUGCAAGGUCAGAAAGAUCGUAAACUAGCCAAAGGCUAUUUCUUGGGAUUAAAGACUUGGUUAAGAUUAAUCAAUAACACGGCUUGUUAAAGCCAUGUUCCUGGGGCGUGAUUGCAGUUUGCAUUACUACGUUCUUUUGCAGAUUUGAAAAAUUCCCUUCUGUUGACUGAAUUUUUACCGACUUUCAAUUAAUUAUUGAAUGGAAUUUUUUUUUUUUUGAAAUCUUACAAUCCAUUUUCUAUUACCGGUUAUUAUUAUUAAAUAAUUUUUAAAUAAGCGAGCUGCGGAAUGCUGUUUUAAAUCUUAAUCCAUCUUCUUGUGUUUACCAAUAGACACGGUUAUAUUAAAUAUAAUCCUUCGAAAUUACACGUCAUAUUAUACCGACAAUCGUAUAAAUCAGAUAGAUGAAAACGAUCGAACAAUGAAAGACGGAUGAUGGAAAAGUGUGUACAUUAGAACGGACGAAAGCCAAAUGAAGUUUAUCUCGAGGAAGCCAACCCUCUCGAAGGCGACUCUCGUCGUCACAGAUUCCAAUCUUCUCCCUAUUCUCUUCGUCUUCGGUGAUCUAUCGAUUGCACGAGUUUUCGCAGAUUCCCGUCGUCCCGCUCUCUCUCUCUCUCUCUCUCUCUCUCUCUCUCUCUCUCUCUCUCUCUCUCUCUCUCUCUCUCUCUCUUUCGUCGACUCUUGUAAAAAUCGAGAAAGCGCCUUUUUAAUGAGGCGAGGAGGAGGGGUGCGGUAGGAAUCAUAGCCAGGUACCGCUUUGGACGGCCUUAAUGGUUUCCUAUUCACGAGAAGCGUGCGAAAAUUAGCCGAGCUAAAAGCAUCGGGUAAUCGAGUUAUUACGAAUAAAAGAGGAGCGGCAAGGGCAUCGCCUGUAGAAUGGUUGCACGAUAGUUGAUGCCAGAUACCGUUAAAAGCGACCAAUUAAUGCCGUUAAUUCUAUAGCCCAACCAUCGAACGAUCCACCUUCGAAUCGUCGAUAAUCGCAUUUUAGAUCGUCCGAGGGAACGGGAGGGGCGAAUCACGGAGCGAGAAUGGGCGGCGGAGAAUGGAAUGGUUGGUUGCAACGAUGUCGAGAAUCGCGAAGAUUGGUCCUCGUGAUCGUCGCUAUUGCUCUACUUUUGGAUAAUAUGCUCCUGACCACGGUCGUUCCAAUUAUACCAGAGUUUCUGUACGAUAUCAAGCAUCCGAAUGCAACGUUGAGCCAACAUUUCGAACAAAGUGGACGAGCAACGGUCACCACUGUCCAUCCAACGAGUAUCAAUAUCGUGACCUCCACGAGCCCGAGUGUAACCACCACGCCGAAAUGCCUUUGCACGUCGACCAAAACCAAUGACUCUCAAUUGGAAUUUCUUUACCCGAGCACACCGCCUAGCGUCGAGUCGACAACGGGUUUGCUCGGGACCACGAGCAGCAGUGAAACGGGUUCAACGACAGAAUCGGAAGAAAAACAACGACACCGCGAAUUACUUCAAGAAACGGUCGCCGUUGGUAUAAUGUUCGCCUCGAAGGCUUUCGUUCAAUUGCUGGCAAAUCCGAUAGUGGGUCCCCUUACCCACAAGAUCGGUUACAGCAUACCUAUGUUCACCGGUUUCAUUAUCAUGUUCAUUUCCACUCUGAUAUUCGCAUUCGGCCGAAGUUACGGCAUUCUUUUCUUAGCAAGAGCGCUUCAAGGUGUUGGUUCGUCGUGUUCGAGCGUGUCUGGUAUGGGUAUGCUCGCUGAAAGAUACCAAGAUGACAAAGAGCGUGGAAACGCAAUGGGUAUUGCGCUCGGUGGAUUGGCCCUUGGUGUUCUCAUCGGCCCACCAUUCGGCGGUGUAAUGUACGAAUUCGUUGGGAAAUCUGCUCCGUUCUUGAUACUUUCUGCGUUGGCACUUGGUGAUGGAAUUUUACAACUUUUGGUGCUUCAACCGUCCGUCGUGUACACUGAAGCGGAUCCACCAUCGCUAAAAACACUCAUCACCGAUCCUUAUAUCGUUUUGGCUGCUGGUGCAAUAACAUUCGCUAAUAUGGGUAUCGCUAUGCUUGAGCCCAGUCUUCCAAUUUGGAUGAUGGAUACGAUGUGUGCAAGUAGAUGGGAACAAGGUGCUACGUUUCUGCCGGCGAGCAUUAGUUAUUUAAUUGGAACUAAUCUUUUUGGACCACUUGGGCAUAGAAUGGGCAGGUGGUUAGCUUCAUUGAUCGGUCUUGUUGUGAUUGGCAUUUGCUUGAUGUGUAUACCGCUAGCUAGAAGUAUCAACCAUUUGAUCGUACCUAAUGCAGGCUUGGGAUUUGCUAUUGGUAUGGUGGACAGUUCGAUGAUGCCCCAAUUAGGAUAUUUAGUGGAUAUACGACAUACUGCUGUUUAUGGAAGCGUGUAUGCCAUUGGAGACGUUGCGUUCUGUUUAGGUUUCGCAAUUGGACCUGCUUUGAGUGGUACGUUAGUCAACAGUAUUGGUUUUGAAUGGAUGUUAUUUGGCAUUGCUAUUUUAAAUUUUAUUUAUGCUCCGUUGAUGUACUUUUUACGAGCACCGCCAACGAAAGAAGAGAAAAAGUCAUUGAUAAUUGGUGAAAAAUCGUCUGUACGCUACGUAACGUAUCAGAACGAGGAGGAAGAACAAUAAUUGAAAGGAUGAUUUCGAAUACAAAAUACGCAGUUCACCCCCUGCAUUCUUGAGAUGGAACAACGAGUUAAUACGAUGAAAGAAUUCUAUGUCGAUAAUGUUUCCAAAAAUAUAAUUAGACUAAAUAUUAUUUACUCCUUUGUUUAGCGCAAACUGUAUAUAUACAUAGUAUGUAGUAUUAGAUCGUAAGAAUAAGUGUGUGCGUUCAAAAAUCGUAUGCGUCGAUGACGCAUUAGCUAACAGAUAUAUUGAUUGAUCGAGGCACCGAAGUAAAGAUACAUUGAUAUAUCAUUCGAUCAAAUAUGCGAAUUUUUAAUCAGUUGAGAUAUUGUCCAUCUUUCAAAGAUCAUUAAUUUUUAUUUAAAUGGAGAAUCACCUACUUUGGAUUCCCUGAAUGGCUGCAGGGAAACCGUAACAAUAAUAAUAAUGAGCAGGUAUGAUGAAGAGUUCUCCAAAUUCUUAAUAAUUAAAUCGAAUCGGAUGAAAAAUUUAAAUAUUGUGAUGAUUUUUUUUUUUUCUUAAAUAUAAUCAUGGAGGAAGGCGAUAUCUCCAAUGAUUGAAAAUUCGCAGCUUUGUUUUUAACGAGGAAGAGAAAAAAAUUGAAUUUAGACACGUUCUCGACGCGAUGCUUCAUAUUUGUCUGAUCAAUCCGAUAAUUUAUCGGUGAUCAAUAAUUCUUCGUGCUCUAUCAUCGCUUACUUAAAAGUAACCGAAUGAAUAUUUCUUGAAUAUGAUCGGGGAUGUAUUCAAAGUAAAUAAACUGUAGUCAUUGAAGAAAAAACUGUUAAAACAUUCGACGAAUUUGCAAAUUACAAGAUAUUUUAUGUGAAUUCGCGGCGGAAAACUAAUGAAAAAAUUUAUUUAUUUAUUUAUCUUUUUUUUUAUAAAUGUAAUGCAUGUCAAGAUAAAUUCUUUUUAAAAGGGAACGAUAUAGAAACAAAACUCGUAUAUAUUCGAUAACGCGUUCUCUUUCUUCUUAGUAAUUCUAUAUAGUGCAUAAUAGAGAUCAUUUAGAAUAACAUAAUAUAUUAGAUAGAAUAUAUAGAUAGAAUAUAUUUAUAGAAAUAAGUAACAGAAUGUUUACAUGUGUGUAUAUCGAUAUAAAAUAUCUUCGUUGAUCAUUAUAUUUGUUGUUUCAUCGUGAAAAAUGCAUGAGAUUGUUAAGAAUAGAAAUUAUAUGGUAUGUUCAUGACUGUAUAAAGGAUCCUAAGCUAUUGUAAGUGGAUAUGGAAAAACAAAAGAACUAAUUGGAUUGUUAUUUACAAUUGCCUAUUAUUAUAAAUCUCUGACGUAAAAUCAUUCUAACAAAAAAUUGAUUUUAUUAUAUUAUAUUUUCUGAUAACGGUGCAUGAAAUUAUUAUACUAUAUCUUUCUAAUAAUGUAAAAUGUUUGAAUCUUCAUAGAUUCUGUACAUUCAUAUAUGUUAUUAUAUUAUUAUAAUAAUAUUUAUAAUAGAAAGAGAUAGUAUUAAAAAAGAUUAUCAAAAUGAGAAAUAAAAAUUAGAUUAGAAUUUGCAUUAUUCAUUAAAUUUGAAUAAAAUAAAAAAUAAUUAAAGAUAUAUAUAUAUACAUAUAGUGAAAUGAAAAUAUAAUAAAAUAUAGUUGACGAAGAACAGUUUUCUACCGCGAAUUCAGUGAAUUCUCGAGGUUGCGUUACGUUAUCACGCGAACGCCGACCUACUCCCGAUAAGAAACGCGAGUCAAUUCGAUUUGCAAAUUCAUCGCGAACGUUUGACACGAUCGAGCGUUCUUGAGAGAGAGGAAGAGGAGGAAGAGGAGGAGAAAUAGAACGAGGGCAUCAUAUUUGAAAAUGGAAAAUGAAUCGAUUAAUGAUUUCGAUUUACAGAACCGAAUAUUGAAAAAUUUUAUCAAGAAACGGCGAAUCGUCAUCUCCGCAUCGAUAUGCAUAUAUAUAUCGGGUAUAAAUUUUCUGUAUUGAUAUUAAAAUGCGAUAUAUAUUCUCGUUAAGGAUUCUUCAUAUUUCUGUAAAUAUAAAAAACAUAUGUAUUUACAUAUGUAUUUGAGAAGAAAUUAUAACAGAAUGUAAUCAAAAGUCGGCGUCAACUUCAUUGUAAAUCGACAAUGAUUUGCCAGCUUCUUUUUCAUUUUCAUUCUCUUUCUUUUUUUCUGCCACGCAUGAUAGAACCUCGAUCGUGAUGUAUAUAUCAUCUAUUUUAUCGAUGUAAUGAUAUCACGCUUUUACAACUUCUUGACUGUGCUCCGCGUCAAACGAAUAGAAAGAAAAUCUUAGCGAUUAACUCAUCGAUAGCUGCUAUUGCAAACAGACAAUAAUCGAUAUAUCACGAGACGAAAGUUUCUUUAUAUGCAACGUUUAUUGUUAUUUAAUGAAACCUUCGUUUCGAUAAAUUACGUGUCCUUGAUCAAUCCAUUUAAAUUCGACAAAUUGUUCAAUAAAAGUUUCAUUCGAUUUAUAAGAAACCAGAACGAAGAACUAGAACAACCGCAUAUGUAUAGACAUAAUUUAAUCUCGGAUAGGCAUUGCGCACAGGCACAACCCAUUAAACUUCUACAUUUCUUUCCUUCUAUUCUUUGUCAUUUUAACAUAUAUACAUACAUAUAUACAUAUAUAUGUUUAACCAGCUGGUGUAUGGGUCCGAUUUAAUCUGCCUGUGUAAUUGUUGAAAAACAGUAAGACUCAAAAAGGAGAAAGGUAUUUUUUAUUCUCGAUAUUGCGUGUGCAUAUGUGUGUGUGUGUACUUGCGUAAUCUUGUAUUAAAGUGCGUAAAAAAGCAUGCAUUUAUAAAGGAAAAAUUAUGUGAGAGGGAGUUAGAAUAUGUACGCAUAUCGGAUCUGAAAAUCGUCUGAUUUUCGCCCAGUGGUAUUAAUAUUUGAACGCGAUGCUCCAAAACCUCGAAUUCUUAUCUCGUAAGAUCGCUGCGAACAAACUUUAUUUUAAUGAAUCGUAUUAUUCGACGUUACGUGUCGUUGAAAACCAUUAUAUGUUUACAUGUAUGUUGUUCAAUAACAUAUUUAAAUAAAUAUUUGCGUGUUUAACAUAAAAAAUUACUAUAGAAUAUAUUAUCGUAUGUCUGGAAUAAAGCAUUAAAAUUUCUUCAAUUUUCUAUUAUUAACCACGCAAUAUUCUUUUUUAAUGUGAUAUAAUAGAUAUUUCAAUAUACACAUUAUAUACAUGUGUUGUGUACAAUAUAUAUACACAAUAUUUAAUUUAUUUAUUCUCUAGUGUAGAAAAAUAUUUUGUUAAAGAACACAUAUUAAUGAUCGAUUCCACGGAUGAAAGAUUCUAUGUUAACAAAAAAAAAAAUACACAAUACGAUUGCGUUAAUACA
This is a messenger RNA of Apis cerana (Asiatic honeybee), 6104 nucleotides long. It is a transcript of the gene Vmat, whose product is annotated as Vesicular monoamine transporter. Gene Ontology annotation, molecular function: serotonin:sodium:chloride symporter activity. Gene Ontology annotation, biological process: transmembrane transport; aminergic neurotransmitter loading into synaptic vesicle. The record is from RefSeq and is a predicted model, not a curated record. Lineage: Eukaryota; Metazoa; Arthropoda; Insecta; Hymenoptera; Apidae. Gene Ontology annotation, cellular component: synaptic vesicle membrane; terminal bouton.